GACACUUUUUCGCUCUAGCUCGCAAAUAACAACAGCGAACGACAUUGUAGAGGAGAUUUACCGCGUUUACUUUACUCGUUCGCCACAUACACACAUACAGCAACCCUCGCCACAAUUUAUUUUUCUUGUCAUUGCUUGGACGGAAUCAGCAGCCCAGGAACAUAGAGCAAGCUUAAAGUACUUCUACAAUGACCGGACUAACCGCAAAGAGCAUUGCCGAGGCGCUGCGCCCACUGCACAUCAAGUACUCCACCACAGAAAUCACUGUCCUCGUGGCCAAUGAACUGUGGGCCGCCGCCGAGCAGAUGCGCGAGCAGUUCCAGGCUACCUCCUGGAUCGCCAACGCGCCCGCCGACGCCGAGAGCAACGACGUCGAGCCCAUCGAGCUCGCCGCUCGGUUCCUCAAGUUCUGCGUCACCCAGUACCCCGCACAGCCCGAGGGCCUCCCCUGCUUCGAUCUGAUCCGCGUGCUGUUCAAGCAUAUGCGCGAGACCUUCCUGCGGGGCAACGAUGUGCAUGUCGCCACCGAUGAGCUGUUGACCUCCGCCGCGCGCCAGGCUGUUAUCAACGCGUACUACUCGGCCCAGGUGCUGGUUGCCGAGGACGACGAGUCCGCCGCUGCCGCUGCAACUCCAGCCCUGUUCGACUGCGCUGCCAAGGGCACCGCCGGUCUGUUCGCCAUCUUUGGCGGCCAGGGCAACGUCGAGGAGUACUUUGACGAGACCCAGGAGGUCUUUGACACAUACGAGCCCCUGGUCCGCGACUUUGCCGAAAAGAUGGCCGCGUCGCUUAAGCGCGCCGCGUGCACGCCCCAGGCGCAGACCGUCUGCGCCAAGGGCCUCGAUAUUAUGGCCUGGCUGUCGAGCCCCGAGUCGCGCCCCGACCUGCACUACCUGCUCAGCGUGGCCAUCAGCCUGCCCAUUGUCGGUUUCACGCAGUUGCUCAACGUGCUGGUCCUGUGCAAGGUCACCAAGCUUGCACCCGGCGCCAUCGCCGAGCUGUUCAAGGGCGCCACUGGCCACAGCCAGGGUAUUAUCACGUCGGUUGUGUUUGCAUCCAUGACCGAUAUGGACUCCUUCUACGCUCUGUCUGAGAAGGCCCUGGGCACCCUGUUCGCCAUCAGCAUGCAUUCGCAGCUGGCCCACCCGCCGACCACAAUCAACCCGGCCAUUUUGGAGGACUCGCUGGAGAAUGCCGAGGGCACCCCCGGCCCCAUGCUGAGUAUCUCGCGCCUGCGCCAGAGCGAGGUCGAGAAGCACAUCGAGGCCACUAACCGCCAUUUGCCCGCCGACCGCCAGGUUGCCCUAUCGCUGAUCAACGGCCCCCGGUCGUUUGUCAUUACCGGCCCGCCGCAGUCUCUGUACGGCCUUAACCUCAGCCUGCGCAAGCUGAAAGCCCCGGCCGGUCUCGAUCAGAACCGUAUCCCGUUCUCCCAGCGUAAGCUGCAGUUCUCGACACGCUUCCUGCCCAUCACCGGCCCCUUCCACUCCGAGUACCUGGCUGCGGCCCCCGAGAACGCCAUGCGCGACAUCCAUGCCAACGGCUGGGAGCUGCACGCCGCUGAUCUGCGCAUCCCAGUUAUCUCCGGCGAUGACGGCAGCCUGCUCAGCGAGGAGAAGGAUCUGAGCCGCAAGCUCGUCGACAGCCUGUGCGUGCUUCCUGUAGACUGGAUCAAGGCCACGGCCACCGAGGGCGUCACUCACAUGGUUGACUUUGGCCCCGGUGGCGUCAGCGGCAUUGGUGGUCUGACCAACCGCAACAAGGAGGGCACCGGCCUGCGCGUCGUUCUGGCUGGCGCGCUCGAAUCCAGCAAUCAUGAUCUCAGCGCAAAGUCUGCUCUGUUCGACACCCGCGCGUCGUCUGUCGUGUACUCGCAAAACUGGCAGCGCGACUACGCCCCGCGCCUGGUGCGCACCGAGUGUGACGGCCAACUGCAGAUCGACACGCCCAUGAGCCGUCUGCUCGGCAAGCCGCCAGUGAUGGUUGCCGGCAUGACGCCGUCAACUGUCAGCGAGGUGUUUGUGUCGGCUGUCAUGCGCGCCGGCUACCACAUCGAGUUGUCCGGCGGUGGUCACUUUAACGAGGCCAUGCUGCGCAACAAGGUUGAUAAGAUCCUCAAGCUCGUCGACCCCGGACUUGGUGUCACGAUCAACUCGAUCUACAUCAACCCAUUCCUGUGGAACAUCCAGUACCCGGCGAUGCAGACGAUGCGUCGCGAGGGCGUCCCCAUGGAGGGCCUGUGCAUUGGUGCUGGUGUGCCGUCGUUCGAGGUCACGAACGAGAUCAUCUCGAGCAUCAGCGCUGUUGGCUUCCGCCACAUUGGCCUGAAGCCCGGAUCCGUGGCGACUAUCCGCCUGGUCAUCAAGAUCGCGCAGGCCAACCCCGAUUUCCCGAUUCUGCUCCAGUGGACCGGUGGUCGUGCCGGUGGUCAUCAUUCUUUCGAGGACUUCCAUCAGCCUAUCCUCGAGACGUACGGCGCCAUCCGCGCCCAGCGCAACAUUGUGCUCGUCGCCGGUUCGGGCUUUGGUGGUGUCGACGACACUCUGCCCUACCUUACUGGUGAGUGGAGUCGUCGCUUCGACUGCGCGCCCAUGCCCUUCGACGGCUGCCUGUUCGGCUCGCGUGUCAUGGUCGCCAAGGAGGGUAUGGCCUCGGACGCUGUCAAGGAGGCCAUCGUCGCCGCGCCUGGUAUCGACGACUCCGAGUGGGAGAAGACGUACCGUGGCCCCACGGGCGGCAUCGUCACUGUUCUCUCAGAACUCGGCGAGCCUAUCCACAAGAUCGCCACUCGCGGUGUUAUGCUGUGGAAGGAGAUGGAUGACACCAUCUUCUCGCUGCCGCGCGAGAAGCGCCUUCCCGUGCUCAUGGCAAAGAAGGACUACAUCAUCAAGCGCCUCAACGAUGACUUCCAGAAGCCCUGGUUCGGCCGCAAGGCUGACGGCAAGUCUGCUGAUCUCGAGGAGAUGACGUACGCCGAAGUCGCCAACCGCAUGGUCGAGGUCCUGUACAUUUCGCACCAGUCGCGCUGGAUCGACAUCACCAUGCGCAACCUCGUCGGCGACUACCUGCUGCGUCUCGAGGAGCGCUUCUCUACCACCGAAAAGCCCGCCCUUCUGCAGUCCUUUGACCAGCUCAACAACCCGUUCCCCCAGGUGCAGGCCAUCAUCGACGCCUACCCCGAGAGCAGCACGCAGCUGCUGACCACCGAGGAUGUGCAGUACUUCAUCAACCUGUGCAUGCGCCCCGGCCAGAAGCCCGUGCCGUUUAUCCCGGUUAUGGACAAGGACUUCCACAUCUGGUUCAAGAAGGACUCGCUGUGGCAGGCUGAGGAUGUCGAUGCCGUCCCCGGACAGGACGUCGGCCGCGUGUGCAUUCUGCAGGGCCCCGUUGCCGUGCGCUACGCGACCAAGGCCAACGAGCCCGUCAAGAGCAUUCUCGACGGCAUCUACCACGGCCAGAUUGCGGCGCUGCUCGAGCGCUACUACGGCGGCGACGAGUCCGCUGUGCCCACUGUCAGCUACCUCGGCAACCCGCCGGCUGUCUGCGCCCUCCCGGCUCAUGUCAAGGUCGAGUCGACCGAGACCGAGCGCGUAUUCACUGCUCCCCGUGUCAAGGCGCAGCUGCCCGAGACCGACGCCUGGCUCAAGGCCCUGGCUGGAAGCGAGCUCAACUGGCUGCGUGCUUUCCUGACCUCGCCGACCGUCUCGCAGGACCGCACGUAUGUGAGCAACAUUGUUCAGCGUGUGCUGCGCCCCCGUCCUGGCCAGGUCGUCAGGGUCGCCCUGCGCGAGGGACGCCCGUACGCUGUCGAGGUCAUUGAUGCCAGCGGCCUCAAGGCUCUGGACUUUAGCAUCGACGCGGACAACACGAUGAUCCACUUCAACAUGUACUCGUCGCCCCGCGGCACCCAAUGCACCCUCGAGCUGUUGUUCCGCUAUCAGGCGCAGAUGCCCAGCGUGCCCAUCCACGAAGUCAUGGAGGGCCGCAACGAGCGCAUUAAGAAGUUCUACGCGCAGGUGUGGUUCGAGAACAGCAAGGAGGGCGAGGAUGUGAUUGGCAUUGUCGACCCCGAGUUUGAGUUCACUCACUCGAAUGAGGAAAUCCGCAAGGAGGAUAUUCGCCAGUUCUGCCUGGUCGUCGGUAACCAGUCUGAGCGCUACGUCGAGCACAAGGAUGGCGUUGUCUACGCGCCCAUGGACUUUGCUGGCCGCGCAUGCUGGCCGAUGACGUGCAAGACCAUCCUGCCACAAAUCGUCGACGGCGAUGUGCUCAACUUGGUGCAUAUGUCCAACGGCUUCCGCAUGGUUGACGGCGCCGAGCCGCUCAAGGCUGGCGACAUCGUCGAGAGCAAGGCCAAGAUUAUCGAGGUCACCAUCGAGGAGACGGGCAAGCGCUCGCGCAUCAGGGGCCACGUUUACCGCGACGGCAAGCCCGUCGUCGAGAUCACGACGUCAUUCUUCUACCGUGGCGCGUUUACCGACUUUGCCGAUACCUACCGCAAUAUUGACGAGCAGCCAUCGCGCGUGACCCUGGCCACGACCAAGGACAUUGCUGUGCUCAAGUCCAAGGAGUGGUUCGUGCCUCUAGAGAGUGCGUGUCACGAGCUGCAGCCGGGAUCGACCCUCGAGUUCCGUUUGUCAUCGCGCUACCGCUUCAAGUCGCGCACCGUGUACUCGAACAUUGUCACCACCGGCCGCGUCAUGGUGCAGGUGUCGACCAAGGAGUUUGUGCACAUUGCUGACGUCGUGUACGAGUGCGGCGAGUCCUACGGCAACCCCGUUGUCGAGUACCUUAAGCGCCACGGCCAGCCCAUCGAGGACUCGUUCUACUUUGAGAACGGCGGCUACUCGGUCAUGCCUCGCGGCAGCGAGUUCAGCUCGAUCACACACUCGCCUGGAACCAACGACCCGUACUCGAACAUCUCGAGCGACCACAACCCGAUCCACACGAACGUGUACUUUGCCGACUAUGCCGAUCUGCCGGGCACUAUCACUCACGGUAUGUGGACCAGCGCGUCGACUCGCAAGUUCGUCGAGACCUUUGCCGCAGACAACCACCCCGAGCGCGUUAAGGCGUACGAGGUUGAUUUUGUCGGCAUGGUCCUACCCAACGACCAGCUCGAGACCAAGCUGUACCACGUCGGCAUGAAGGACGGCCGCAAGCUGAUCAAGGUUGCGACCUUCAACCAGCACGGUGAUAAGGUCAUCGAGGGCAUGGCCGAGGUUGAGCAGCCCAUCACCGGCUACACCUUCACCGGCCAGGGCUCCCAGGAGACCGGUAUGGGCAUGGAGCUGUAUGAGCGCUCAGAGACCGCGCGCCAGUUGUGGGACCGUGCUGACAAGCAUAUGCUUGGGACCUUUGGCUUCUCGAUCAUCGAUAUUGUCAGGAACAACCCGAAGGAGCGCACCGUGUACUUUGGCGGUGACAAGGGCGCUAAGAUCCGCGAGAACUACUGCUCGUUGACCUACGAGACUGUCGACGCCGAUGGCAACAGCAAGGUGCUGCGCCUGUUCCCCGACAUUGUCGAGGACUCGCCCUUCUACACGUUCAAGUCGCCCAACGGUCUGCUACAGGCCACCCAGUUCACGCAGCCCGCACUCAUGCUCUUCGAGCUGUCGUCGUACGCUGACAUGCGCGCAAAGUCUUUGAUCCAGAAGAACGCGCCCUUCGCCGGCCACUCGCUUGGUGAGUACGGUGCCCUCAGCGCCAUCGGUGAGGUUCUGGCCGUCGAGGCCGUCGUUGACGUCGGCUUCUACCGCGGUAUGACCAUGCAGCGUGCUGUCGAGCGCGACUCGCAAAACCGCUCGCAGUACAGCAUGAUGGCCGUCAACCCCGCGCGCGUCGGCAAGAGCUUCAGCCAGGAGGCACUCGAGUUUGUCAUCAGCUCGAUCCGCCACCAGAGCAAGGGGCUGCUGGAGAUUGUCAAUCACAACGUCGAGAACUGGCAAUACGUUGUCGCUGGUGAGCUGCGUCUGUUGGACACCCUGACCAAUGUGCUCAACUUCAUCUUCAGCCAGAAGAUCGACGUUGCCAAGCUCAUCAAGGACAUGCCACUCGAGGAGGUGCAGGAGCAGCUCGGCCAGAUCGUCGACGGAGCGCUGGUCAAGGCCGAUGAGAAACGCGCUCGCGACGGCUUCAUCGUGCUGGACCGCGGUCACGCGACUAUCCCGCUGACUGGCAUUGACGUGCCCUUCCACUCGAGCUUCCUGCUCUCAGGUGUCGGACCCUUCCGAAACUUCCUUCUCAAGAAGCUGCGCGUUAACGACAUCAACUACAGCCUGCUCAAGCACUUAUACAUUCCUAACCUUACGGCCAUGCCCUUCGAGGUCACAAAGGCGUACUUUGAGGAUGUGCUUGAACUCACUGGCUCUGCGCGCAUCACGCGCGUGCUGAAGAGCUGGGACGACGCGAUGCUCGCUGACCCUGCUGAGGUGCAGCGCCUGUCACACGUGCUGCUCGUCGAGCUGCUGGCUUACCAGUUUGCCUCGCCGGUGCGCUGGAUUGAGACCCAGGACCACUUGUUCAAGGGCUACGGCAUUGAGCGCUUCAUCGAGAUUGGGCCCAGCCCGACCCUUUGCGGUAUGGCUCAGCGCACGCUCAAGUUCAAGUACGAGGCCUACGACGACGCCAUUGCGCACCGCCGCUCGACCCUGUGCUACUCGAAGAACGAGAAGGAGCUUUACUACACCUACGAGUCUGAGCCCGAGGCCGAGGCCGAGGCUGCGCCCGCUGUUGCUGCUUCUGCCGCCCCUGUGGCCGCUGCCGCUCCGGUUGCUGUUGCCGCUACGCCCGCGCCCGCCGCUGGUGGUGGUGCUGCUAUUGACGACGUGCCGGUCAAGGCCAUAGAUAUCAUCCACACCAUCGUGUGCCAGAAGCUCAAGAAGUCUCUCGACGAGGUGCCCGUGUCCAAGUCGAUCAAGGAGUUAGUCGGCGGCAAGUCCACCAUGCAGAAUGAGAUCCUUGGUGAUCUGCAGAAAGAGUUUGGCAACGACGUCCCCGAGAAGUCCGAGGAGACCCCCCUCAACGAGUUGGCCGGCAGCAUGACCUCCUUCGCCGGCGCCCUGGGCAAGCACUCCGCCAGUCAGGUCGCGCGCCUGAUUAGCAGCAAGAUGCCUGGAGGCUUCACGCAGUCCACCGCCCGCAGCUACCUGCAGGCGUCGUACGGCUUGGGACAGCAGCGCCAGGACGGCCUGCUGCUUCUGGGUCUGACCCAGGAGCCCGCUGCCCGUCUGGGCGGUGAGGCCGACGCCAAGGCAUGGCUCGAUUCGCUGGCCCAGUUGUACGCCAAGAGGACCGGCAUUUCGUACUCAGUGGCCGGCUCCGGCUCUGGCAGCGGUGCUGCUGGCGCUGCGGUUGCUGUCGUGAACAGCGAGGCCUUUGACAAGGCCCAGCGCGAGCAGAAGCGCCUGAUCACCCAGCAGCUCGAAGUGCUGGCCCGCUACCUGGGCGUUGACCUGCGCCAGGGCGACCGCGCCUUCGAGGCGUCCAAGGUUGAGACCGGCAUGCUACAGGCCGAGGUUGACCUGUGGAUGGAGGAGCACGGCGAGUUCUAUGCCAACGGCAUUAAGCCCUCGUUCGAUGCCCGCAAGGCGCGCACCUUUGACUCGUACUGGAACUGGGCGCGCCAGGAUGCUCUGAUUCUGUACUACGAGAUCCUGUUCGGCCGCCUGCACGAGGUCGACCGCGAGAUCACGUCGCGCUGCAUCCGCCUGAUGAACCGCGCCAACCCGGCCCUCAUGCGCCACAUGGCAUACCACAUUGCCAAGACCGACGCGUCCAAGGGCGAGACCUACAAGCUGGCCCGCGAACUGGCCGAGAUGCUGUACGAGAACUGUGAGGUCGCGUUGACCCACCCGCCCAUGUACAAGGAUGUCGAUUUCCCCACUGGCCCGCGCACUGAGGUGACUGCCAGCGGCGACAUCAAAUACGCCGAGGUGCAGCGCGCCGACGAGCGCAAGCUGCUCGACUACGUGCACAAGAUGCAGGCCGGCGGCGAGCUGACCCAGUUCUCCGGCCGCCAGCGCGUUGAGCAGAGCCUGGCCAAGAUUUACCGCAUCAUCAAGCAGCAGAACAGCAUGAAGAAGGACAGCAAGCUGGCCAUCCAGGGUCUGUAUACCGACGUGCUGCGCUCGCUGCGCAUGUCGCCCAAGAUCAUGGAAGAAUCUGGCGCUCGCCGCAUCUUCAGCCGCUCGCGCAUGGCCCUGGCCCCCGAUGGCAGUGCUGCUGCCCCGGCUGCCAUCCCUGAGCCCAUUCCCAAGGAGACAAUUCCUUUCCUGCACCUGAAGCGCAAACUGUCCACUGGCGAGUGGGAGUUCAGCUCGCGCCUGACUGGCAUGUACCUCGAUGUGCUCACCGAGAUGUGCAAGAAUGGUCAGACGUUUGAGAACAAGAACGUGCUGAUGACUGGCUGCGGCAAGGACUCCAUUGGUGCCGAGGUGCUUAAGGGUCUGCUGACCGGUGGCGCCAAGGUUGUCGUGACCACGUCGCGCUACAACCGCGAGAACAUGCUGUACUACCAGGGCAUUUACCAGGAGUGUGGCGCACGCGGCUCGACGCUCAUUGUUGUGCCCUUCAACCAGGGCUCGCUGCAGGACGUCAAGAAGAUUGUCGAGUUCAUCUACGAUGACUCGCCUCGCUCGGAGAACUUGGGCUGGGACCUCGACUACGUCAUUCCGUUUGCGGCCAUCCCCGAGCAGGGCCGUGAGAUCACCGACAUUGACUCGCGCUCGGAGCUGGCGCACCGCAUCAUGCUGACCAACCUGCUGCGUCUGCUGGGCGAGAUCAAGACCUGCAAGGCUGCACGCGGCUUUGACACGCGCCCAGCGCAGGUCAUCCUGCCCCUGUCGCCCAACCACGGUCUGUUCGGCUCUGACGGUCUGUACAGCGAGAGCAAGAUCUCGCUCGAGACACUGUUCAACCGCUGGUACUCCGAGUCGUGGGGUGCCUACCUGACCAUCACAGGUACCGUCAUCGGAUGGACCCGCGGUACAGGCCUGAUGAACGCCAACAACAUUGUUGCCGAGGGCAUCGAGAAGCUUGGCGUGCGCACAUUCUCGACCCAGGAGAUGGCGUUUAACAUCCUCGGCCUUAUGCACCCGACCAUCAACGCGCUGGCCCAGUCCGAGCCCGUGUGGGCCGAUCUUAACGGCGGCUUCCAGUUCAUCCCUGAUCUCAAGGAUGCCACGGCCCGCCUGCGCGCCAGCAUCCGGGAGUCCAGCGAGGUCAAGAAGGCCGUUGCCGCUGACUCGUCGCUCGACUUCAAGGCUGUUGCUGGCGCCAAGAACGAGAACAUGCACAAAUCGCGCAUCGUCAAGCCGCGUGCUAACCACAAGUUCCCGUUCCCGAGCCAUAGCGCAUACGACAAGCUCGAGCACCUGCGCCACCUGCAGGGCAUGGUCAACCUGGACAAGGUUGUCGUUGUCACUGGCUACGGUGAGGUCGGUCCUUACGGUAAUGCCGAGACCCGCUGGGAGAUGGAGGCGUUUGGCGAGUUCUCGCUCGAGGGCUGCAUUGAGCUUGCCUGGAUCAUGGGCUACAUUAAGCACUUUAACGGCAGACUCAAGAACAAGCAGCUGUACACGGGCUGGGUUGACGCCAAGACCGACGAACCCGUUGAGGACAAGGACAUUAAGGCACGCUACGAGAAGCAGAUUCUCGAGCAUACUGGUGUCCGCCUGAUUGAUGCUGAUCUUCUCGACGGCUACGACCCGCUCAAGAAGCCCAUGUUGCGCGAGCUGCAGAUCGAACACGACAUGGAGCCCUUUGAGUCUAGCGCUGAGGAUGCCGCCAACUUCAAGCUGCGCAACGAGGACAAGGUCGACGUGUGGGAGAACGCUGACGGCUCGUGGUCCGUGCGCUUCCUCAAGGGCGCGACCCUGAUGGUGCCCAAGGCCUUGCGUUUCGACCGGUUGGUUGCCGCGCAGAUCCCCACCGGCUGGGACCCCGUCCGCUACGGUAUCCCCAAGGACAUCGCCGCGCAGAUCGAUCCAAUCACCUGCUAUGUGCUUGUGGCCACUGUCGAGGCCCUCGUGCGCUCGGGCAUCACCGACCCGUACGAGUUCUACAAGUACGUGCACGUCAGCGAGGUCGGAAACACCAUGGGCUCGGGCGUCGGCGGCAUGCAGUCGAACAAGAAGAUGUUCCGCGAGCGCUACUUUGACCGCGACGUGCAAAACGAUGUGCUCCAGGAGACGUUCAUUAACACCAUGGCCGCUUGGGUCAACCUGCUGAUGCUGUCGUCAUCGGGCCCGAUUAAGCCCACGGUCGGUGCUUGCGCCACAUCGGUGCUGUCCAUUGACGUUGCCAUUGACACCAUCCAGACGGGCAAGGCCAAGAUCGUGCUGUGCGGUGGCUUUGACUUCUUCCAGGAGGACGGCUCGUUUGAGUUCGCGCAGAUGAAGGCGACCAGCAACUCGGUCGACGAGUUUGCGCGCGGCCGUACUCCCGCCGAGAUGUCGCGUCCUUGCACGACCACUCGCAACGGUUUCAUGGAGGGCGAGGGUGCCGGUAUCCUGACUGUCAUGUCGGCGACCGUCGCUCUGGAGAUUGGUGUGCCCAUCUACGGUAUCCUCGCCAUGUGCGGCACUGCUACUGACAAGGAGGGUCGCUCUGUGCCCGCUCCUGGUCAGGGCAUCCUGACCUCUGCCCGCGAGGUGCCUAGCGCUGUGCCAUCGCCGCUGCUCGACAUUAACUACCGCCGUCGCCAGCUCGACCUGCGCCGCACUGCGAUCAAGCAGUGGACUGAGAGCGAGCUUAGCUACAUCAUGGCCGAGGUUGAGGCCCUCAAGGGCUCGGCUAUUGGCCUGCCCUGCGACGAGGAGGUCUUUGUGCGCGAGCGCUCUGAGUUCAUCGAGAAGGAGGCCAAGCGCCAGCUGGGCGAGGCCCUCGAGCUCUGGGGCAACCACUUCUGGCGCCAGGACCCGCGCAUCGCUCCCCUGCGCGGCUCGCUUGCCGUCUGGGGCCUGACCGUUGACGAUAUUGGCGUUGCUUCGUUCCAUGGAACCUCGACCAAGGCCAACGACAAGAACGAGUCGCAGGUUGUCGAGAGCCAGUUCCAGAAGCUUGGCCGCACGCCCGGAAACGCCUGCCCGGUCAUUUGCCAGAAGUGGCUAACUGGUCACCCGAAGGGUGCUGCCGCCGCGUGGAUGCUCAACGGUGUGCUGCAGGUCCUGCGCACGGGUAUCAUCCCGGGCAACCGCAAUGCCGACAACAUUGCCGCUGAGCUUGAGAAGUUCGAGCACGUCAUGUACCCGUCGCGCUCGAUCCAGACCGACGGCAUCAAGGCUGGUCUGCUCAAGUCGUUCGGUUUCGGCCAGGUUGGUGGCGAGAUCCUGGUGCUCCACCCCGACUACCUGCUUGCUGUCCUGUCCAAGGAGCAGCUUGAGGUGUAUGUGGCCAAGGUCAAGGGCCGCGAGGCCAAGUCUUACCGCUACUGGCACAACUCCCUGACGGGCGCCCAUCCGUUCGUCCAGGUCAAGGACGCACCCCCUUACACCGAGGCCCAGGAGUCGCAGGUGUACCUGAACCCGCUGGCCCGCGCUGAGUACGACCCUUCGACCAAGAAGUACCUGUUCAAGCGUACUGACCAGACCACUGUUCCCAAGUUCUAAAAACCGCAGUGUCUCGAUUUUCAGAUUCCGGCCUCGUUUUGUUUUUGCCCUAUACACUUCCAUAUUUUAUCGCCCCAUUUCUUAUUUUAGCACGGCAAUGUCCCUGUUGCUAGCGGCUCGCCUUUUUUGUGCUCUUAUUUUUUCUGCUUCGCAUUUAUUUUCUUUUAGCUGGGACCGAGCAGGAUCCAAGCCCUGCUGAUGCAAACGCGCCCAGCUAUCGUCUGUUUUGUAUGUCUUUUUGAAGGGUAGCCCAAUUGAGCUUGCACUUUGCAACUUGGUUUGUCUGUCGCUAUUUCUCUUUUUUCUUUCAUUUUUUCUCUUAAUUAAAAUAUUUUCAACAUUUAA
Molecule: messenger RNA, 11954 nt
Organism: Kickxella alabastrina
Lineage: Eukaryota; Fungi; Kickxellomycota; Kickxellomycetes; Kickxellales; Kickxellaceae
Exons: 1
Coding region: 189-11609 (3806 amino acids)
Biological process (GO): long-chain fatty acid biosynthetic process
Cellular component (GO): fatty acid synthase complex
Molecular function (GO): enoyl-[acyl-carrier-protein] reductase (NADH) activity; holo-[acyl-carrier-protein] synthase activity; fatty acid synthase activity
Source: RefSeq, a predicted model, not a curated record